This is a messenger RNA of Medicago truncatula (barrel medic), 1907 nucleotides long. RefSeq lists its product as uncharacterized. The coding region runs from base 439 to 1611 and encodes 390 amino acids. The transcript is spliced from 13 exons. The record is from RefSeq and is a predicted model, not a curated record. NCBI's taxonomy places the organism in Eukaryota, Viridiplantae, Streptophyta, Magnoliopsida, Fabales, Fabaceae.
CAUAGAUAAAAAGAACCCCAUAACACAAUCAACGUUGAUAGGAAUAUCUUUGUUUUAGUUUCAAUGCUCUUACAGUAUUUCUUGUAUUACAAAGAAAGUGGCACAUAUUUAUUUAAUAGUGGAUACUACGCGGUUGCGUAUUUUUAUUUUAUCAAAAGGACCAUAUAAGUAACUUGCGGAAUUGUUAGGGGGAAAUCACGUGUAUUUCUUCUUAGUCAUACUUCAUUUGUUUCAACAUUGGUUGCUUUCUUCAAGUUCCUUGUGCUAUAUACUCUUUUCCUUUCCUUUCCUUUCCUUGUGUUACACUUAUAACCACGUCUUUCUACCAUGCUUUCAUAUUUCUUCUUCUUUUGAAUCAUUUUCUUGUUUCAAUUAUUUAUUACUUCAAACAUCUUGGUUUUCUUAUAUGGAAGAUACAAUCAGAAAAAAUUGGACAUAAUGAGUUAUAGUAAGAGAAAACCAAAUGAAAGUAUGAGGCUUAUUGUGAUAUUUUUCUUUGGAGGAUUUCUUGGCUUAUUUAUAGGAUUAUCAGUCCCAGCAUUUUCAACAACAAAGUUGAAUCUGCCAUCUAGCUUGCUUCCUUCCAUUGAUUUGUCAUGCAUUCGCGGUAGGGAUACAUGGUCUUUCAUGAAGAAUGAUGAUAGCAUCUCAUCACAAGAUCAGUUACUGAAUAGUCCAUCUAAGAUUUGGGUUCCAACAAAUCCUAGAGGUGCAGAAAGAUUACCUCCUGGGAUUGUUAAUGCUCAAUCAGACUUCUUCUUGCGAAGAUUGUGGGGUCUUCCCAACGAGGAUUUUACCUCUAAGCCAAAGUACCUAGUGACCUUCACUGUUGGGUAUCAGCAGAAAAAGAAUAUUGAUGCAGCUGUGAAAAAGUUUUCAAAGGACUUCACAAUCCUUCUAUUUCAUUAUGAUGGCCGAACAACCGAAUGGGAUGAGUUUGAGUGGUCAAAAAAAGCUAUCCAUGUGAGUGUUCACAAACAAACCAAGUGGUGGUAUGCCAAGAGGUUUCUGCAUCCAGACAUUGUUGCAUCAUAUGAGUAUAUUUUCAUGUGGGAUGAAGACCUCGGGGUUGAGAAUUUUAACGCAGAAGAAUACAUAAAACUGGUGAAGAAGCAUGGCUUGGAGAUUUCACAGCCAGCUUUAGAACCUCAAAAAGGGUUGAUAUGGAAUAUGACGAAGAGAAGAAAUGAUAGUGAAGUGCACAAACAAGCACAAGAGAAACCAGGGAAGUGUAAAUACCCUCUUCUUCCUCCUUGUGCAGCAUUUGUCGAGAUUAUGGCUCCUGUUUUUUCGCGAGAUGCAUGGCGUUGUGUGUGGCACAUGAUUCAGAAUGAAUUUGUUCAUGGAUGGGGUCUUGAUUUUGCUUUUAGAAAAUGCGUCGAGCCUGCCCAUGAGAAAAUUGGAGUUGUUGAUGCUCAAUGGAUUGUUCACCAAGGUAUUCCAUCACUAGGGGAUCAGGGAGAAGCACAGACUGGGAAGCCGGCAUGGCGGGCGGUUAAGGAGAGGUGUGGCAUGGAGUGGAGAAUGUUCCAAGGUAGAUUGACAAAUGCAGAAAGGGGGUAUUACAAGUCCAAGGGAAUUGAUUUUUCUGAUUUGCUCGCUCAUAACUAAGGGACAGAAAUUACUUUCAACGAUAACUUAGAUUCCUAGAUAGAGCAUUAAUAUAUAUGAGCAUUCAAUGUGAAGAAAAAUCAUACUAAUUACAUUGUAAUUCAUAGUGAAUAAAUAUACAUCCUACCAAAACUGAUCAAAAACCGAGCAAAGCAGCAGAAUCCUUCAGAAAACUGAAGCGUUGAGUCAUAAUUUUUUGUUGUUGUAUGAAUCGUUACCCUAUGUUUAAAUUCAGUGAAAUUUUUGGACCACUUAGACUUUAUAUAAUUGGUGACAAAAUUAAAUUCCUCGGAUCA